AUGUCUGAGUUGGAUAGCAAACUAGCAGUUGCUGUCACUGAAAAACGGAUCUUUGAUGUAGCUAAAGCACUGAGAGAUGGAGCUAGCCCUGAUGCCGUGUACAAGGGAAAGGGAAUGAUCCAUAUUGCUGCAGAGAAGAAUUAUUAUGUUAUUCUCAAACUGUUGAUACUUCAUAAUGUGUCAUUGGAGAAGACUAUGAGCACAGAUACAGAAGACGAUCUGACAGCUUUACAUGUGGCAGUAAUUCAUGAUCAUAGGGAUAUUGUCUGUCUUCUCACAAAGGCUGGAGCAGAUCUGAAUAAAGAGACUAAAAAUGGUCAAACCCCUUUGGACAUUGCAAGGGAAAAGGAUCACUGUGUUCAUCAUCUUGAGAAUAUUGAAAACCUGCAUGGAGAAAAGGGUAUAAUAGUUACACAUUGUGCUAUAUCUUUACAGUUUAAUAAUGUAGCCAGUGGAAAAGUACCUUAUGGAAUAUCUGAUAUUGACAUUACUUUAUUCCGUGACAGUGAUCAAAAGACACUGGUACACAUUGCUGCUGAAAAAGGAUUAAAUGGCAGUUAUUUUGAUCAGUUUUUACUGGAAGACGAAACUAUGCUAUGUCUGAAAGACAAAAAUGAAUGGACUCCACUGCAUUUAGCAGCUUCUAAUGGUCAUGUAAAUACUGUUAGAUUUUUGCUUAGAACAGGAGCUGAAUUAUCACCAUCAGUUAUUGAGAUUGCUCAUGAGUCAGUUGUCCCUUACUUAAAGAAUCAUGCUACUGAAUUACUUAAAGAGGCUGCUUUCGACUUAAAUCUUGAUGGUGUCAAACAAGCACUUGCUAAUGGUGCCAAUGGUUCACCUUGUCUCUUAGAAGCUGUGUCUGAACAUAAUAGGGCAGUGACAUCUUUAUUAAUAGAAGCUGGUGUUGAUCCUAAUCAAGUAGAUAAAAGUUUUCUUAUGUCACAAGCCAUGAAGUCAUUAUUAGACAAGGUUGAUUCAAGUAUUCUCAACAAAAAUGGCAAGACUGCACUGGAUCUGGCUCUUGCUAGAAGGAGUACUGAUGCAGUAUUAGUAUUCUUAGAAGCUGGAUGGAGAGACUAUGAUAAUGAGAAGUUUCAGAUAUUAGCACUACAUUAUGCGUCAAAGCAGGGUCUGAUGAAUGAUGUUAGUAUCCUUAUUUCUAAAGGUGUCCCUGUCAAUGUCAAGGAUAAGUUUGACAAGACUGCUCUUCAUCUUUCAUGUGAAAGAGGACACUCUGAUGUUGCUAAUGCAUUGAUUAAAGCAAAAGCUGAUGUUAAUUGUCAAGACAAGAGUGGGAAGACACCGGUUCAUUAUGCAGCUGAAAAUGGACACAAGAAUAUUAUUAAAAUACUCAUUGACAAUGGAUGUGACUUAAAUAUUAAGGACAAAACUGGCAGAAUGCCAAUGAAUUCCUGUUAUGCUAAUGAUUGGACUGAAGCUUUACAACUGAUACAAACAAGUGGUGGGGAAUUUAAUUAUGAUAUGCUAAUAUUGGAUUCUGCAGCAAAAAAUGAUGUAGAAAUGUUUGAGUUAGCACUGUCUAAGACAAGUGAUAUCAACUGCAAGAAUAUUGUGAGUAUAAAGUACUUGUAUGCAUAA
Molecule: messenger RNA, 1599 nt
Organism: Amphimedon queenslandica
Lineage: Eukaryota; Metazoa; Porifera; Demospongiae; Haplosclerida; Niphatidae
Product: ankyrin-3-like
Exons: 18
Coding region: 1-1599 (532 amino acids)
Biological process (GO): protein K6-linked ubiquitination
Cellular component (GO): BRCA1-A complex; BRCA1-BARD1 complex
Molecular function (GO): protein binding; ubiquitin-protein transferase activity
Source: RefSeq, a predicted model, not a curated record